AUGCUAGUCAUAUUUACCUAUAACUUUACUCAUAGUCUUCAAUGCGAUAAAACAGAUCGAUCAGGUGAAGCUAUCGUCUUUAGUAUUGGAUUGAAUUGUCCAAAACAUCUACCAUGCCAAAAUUUGGCCUAUCAAGUCGAUCUCCUUACCAGUAUUCAUGAAAAAUUCAAUGCUGUAACCAAUAUCGAUAUGACGACUGAUGAUGGAAGCAUAUUACCCUUGGAACUUUGCCACGUUCAAUCUUAUCCCAACGGGAAUAGUAACAGUGAUAGUAGUUCCAAUGGUAUUGUUGUCGCUAUAUGCACAAAUGGCUGCCAAAAUGGUGGCCAAUGUACCGCUCCUGAUACUUGUACAUGCGCUGCAGGAUGGAGUGGUGCAACGUGUACACUAGAAUUGACAAUCACAACCACAACGACGACAACUACAACAAAAACAAACACAACAUCAACAAAUGCAACAGCAACAAAUGCAACAACAACAAAUGCAACAACAACAAAUGCAACAACAACAAGUACAACAGUAACAAAUGCAACAGCAACAAAUACAACAACAAUAAUUCGGACCGGUACCGGACCGGACCGGACCGGACCGGACCGGACCGGCCGGUUGCCGGUACCGGUUCCAUCUCUGACAACAACUACAACAACUACAACAACAACUACAACUACAACAACAACAACAUCUACAACAACAACAACUACAACUACAACUACAACUACAACUACAACAACAACAACAACAACAACAACAACAACAACAAGUACAACAACCGCAAUUAACCCUAGUUGCAUCAACUUGCUUGUAAAUCCCGGUGGAGAAGAUGGUGUGCUCACGCCUUGGGUCGUGGGUGGCAGCUCAAAUCCACAACUAGAUAGUGGCACGUUUGAUAUUGGUUUCGGUCCUCGCACUGGAUCAUAUCAAUUUGUUGGAGGGACUGGUUCGUCCGGCACGCUCACACAGACCAUUGUCAUUAUGACUGCAAGUCCAUCGAUCACAGCAUCGCAGAUCGAUACAGGUACUCUUAACGUCACUUUGCUCUUCUGGACUCGUGACCUUAUACAAUUGCUGAGCAACGACGGUGCUGCAGUGGCCUUGUCCUUUCUCGAUGCUUCCAAUGCUGUUUUGAGCACUGUCAACAGUCCCGAGCAGACAGGUGGUAUUCUUUGGACCUCAUACUCAAAUUCAUACCCUAUUCCUGCUGGAACGCGAUCAAUCCAAUAUCAAAUGGUGUUUACUCUACACAGUGGCUCUACUAUAGAUUCGUUUAUCGAUGACAACUCUAUGACAAUCUGCUAA
This is a messenger RNA of Adineta steineri, 1296 nucleotides long. The record is from the annotation of a GenBank genome assembly. Lineage: Eukaryota; Metazoa; Rotifera; Eurotatoria; Adinetida; Adinetidae.